Paramormyrops kingsleyae is the source of this 1372-nucleotide messenger RNA. RefSeq names its product forkhead box protein F2-like. NCBI's taxonomy places the organism in Eukaryota, Metazoa, Chordata, Actinopteri, Osteoglossiformes, Mormyridae. Gene Ontology annotation, cellular component: nucleus. Gene Ontology annotation, biological process: animal organ morphogenesis; regulation of transcription by RNA polymerase II. Gene Ontology annotation, molecular function: DNA-binding transcription factor activity, RNA polymerase II-specific; RNA polymerase II cis-regulatory region sequence-specific DNA binding. The record is from RefSeq and is a predicted model, not a curated record.
AUCACUGUAGGACGAGCACAAGCGGGAAACGGAUUAAAACUGACAGUUUUGGCUUUGCUCCUUCUCCCCGAUGAACUUGCAGCCAGAUGCGGAGAGCGACGUGGCGCCUUCGGCUAUGGCGACAAAGGUGACAUCUGGACUGAGGCGCCCUGACAAACCUCCUUAUUCCUACAUUGCGCUCAUUGUAAUGGCUAUCCAGAAUUCCCCAACGAGGAGAUCAACGCUAAGCGAGAUUUAUCGGUUUCUCCAGGCAAGAUUCCCCUUCUUUAGAGGAUCUUACCAAGGGUGGAAGAACUCUGUUCGGCACAACCUGUCUCUGAACGAAUGUUUCAUUAAAUUACCCAAAGGCAUGGGGAGAGCAGGUAAAGGGCAUUACUGGACUAUUGACCCCGCCAGUGAGUAUAUGUUUGAGGAAGGAUCUUUUCGCCGUAGACCAAGGGGAUUCAGAGGAAAAUGCCAAGCUUUAAAACCCAUAUAUCGGAUGAUGAAUGGAAUUGGUAUAGGGUCAUCUAUAUUACCGCAGAGCUUUGAUUUCCAAUCUCCAACCGGCUCCUUGACAUGUCACAGCAAUGGUUACAACCUAGAAAUAAUGUCGAAUCCAAUAACCACCACGUACGACGGAUUUAACGGUGGCCAACGUACCUCACAGUCCUCUUCCAACGCUGGAUCUGCGUAUAUAACCAGCUUUCAGGCAAAGACAAACGGAGACUACGGUCCAAACAGAAGCAGCAGACCGCUGUCAUCACCCACCGUAUCGGCUAGCUGUGUGGAUUGUCUUUCCCCCUAUGCAGGCGCUGGUGCACCCUGUGCACCCAAUAUUAGCUCAACAUACAUAAAUCAUCAAUCUCUGGCACCAGCUACCAGCAAUCCUGUACAUUCGGGUUUAUCCUCCAGCAUGCCAUCCUACGCCAUGGAACAGGGAUGCCUCCAUCCAAACUUUGGGGAAGCACCCAGCAUUGCAGGGCUCCCUAGACAUCAAUCCCACUCCUCCUCCGUACGUGAAAGGACAGAUUUCCAUCUGAACAUGAAUAAGUUUUCCUCCUUACAUCCACCCGGCGUUGGGUCUAACGACACCCACUCACUGCUUCGCCAGCAAGACAUCAAGCCGUGCGCCAUAUGAAUAUGAGUAAGUCCGCUUAGAUAAAGAAGAAAAUACUGCAGCCGAAGUCAUUAUUAAGUUGAUAGGUGGUAAAGAACCAUUAUGAAGUCAAUCGCCUUAUUUUAAUUGUCCUGAUUAUUCCUGAUUAAUCUUUAUUUUAGAAAAAUGUAUAAUAUUCCUAGACUGGAGCAGCGCACUGAAUAAUUUUGCUGUUAAAAAUCCUGUCAAAUUUCAGCAUAAUGUAACCUUUUUCUGAAAUGUAUAUACAUGUGG